Carica papaya (papaya) is the source of this 3298-nucleotide messenger RNA. The record is from RefSeq and is a predicted model, not a curated record. Lineage: Eukaryota; Viridiplantae; Streptophyta; Magnoliopsida; Brassicales; Caricaceae.
GGAUGUAUUUUGCAAAUCCAUGAAAUACCCCACAAAAACCAGAGAGUGCCCGUCUUAUCUUUUCCUUCCUGAUACUGCAUCAGAAGUCAGGGUGGUAACCAUCUGAAUUAGAGUAACUCAGUUGAAUCUUCUUGCUCUCAAUUGCCACUCAUGCUUGCUUCUCUCUUCCUCUCUCCUUACCCUUCUUCAACCUCCUUCCAAUCUUCUUCCUGUCUGAUUACUCUCUCCAUGAACAGAGACCAAAACCCCACAAGAAACCCAGAAGAAACUUCAUCCUUCAAUCUCAACAAACACCUCGUCUCAGCGGACCCCAUUUCCCGCCCCGAUGGAGCCAUCAAGAUGCCGACUGCCCCGUGGAUGAAGGGUCCUCUUCUUCUCCAACCCAAUGAAGUACUACACCUCAGAAAAUCGGGGGACAAGAAUCGUUCAAGCACCGUUAAAGACCAAGAAAAAUCUGACCGGGCUUUGACUGGUAAAGAGAGCGGCGUCAGAGGCAAGAAGGCAAUGAAGAAAAUAAUUCAAAACGUCGAGAAACUUAAAGAAAGUCGAGAUGUCGAGGAGACCGAGGAAGGGAAUCGCGAGGAAUUUGAAUUUGGCGAUUGUUUGAGGCAGAUUGAGGGUGCUGAUGAGAAGGACGAUUUUGGCGGUAGAAUGCCAUGGUCUAGGGAGGAUGACAGGGUGGUGUUUAGGAGGCUGAAGAAGGAGAAAGUGGUGACUGCUGCUGAGUUGGUUCUUGAUAAAGAUUUGCUUGAGAGAUUGAGAGAUGAUGCUGCGAGACUGAGGAAGUGGGUGAAGGUGAAGAAAGCGGGGGUGACUCAAGGUGUUGUUGAUGAGAUUAUGUUGAUAUGGAGGAGGAAUGAGCUAGCUAUGGUGAAAUUUGAUCUUCCUUUAUGUCGAAAUAUGGAUAGAGCUCGAGAAAUUAUCGAGAUGAAGACUGGAGGCUUGGUUGUCUGGAGCAGGAAAGAUGCUCUUGUUAUUUACAGAGGAAGCAACUAUCAGUUGACCUCAAAAACGUCCAAGGACAGGCACUCAUGUUUUCCUGGUGGUUCCUCAUUGAAACUCAGUCAUUUUUCUCCGAGUAGUAAAUUAAAAUUUUCUCAAGGGAAUUUCUAUCCAACUACCUUUGAUGAAAUUAUUUCCACAGAGGAUGUGAAUGAUGACUCUAUGCCAUCUGUGGACUUCACUGGAGAAAAUGAGACUAACCAGCCAGUUAAUGGCUCACUCUAUGAAAGGGAAACUGAUAGAUUAUUGGAGGGGUUGGGACCUCGUUAUAUUGACUGGUGGAUGCGAAAGCCAUUGCCAGUAGAUGCAGACUUGCUUCCGGAAGUGGUUCCUGGAUUUGCACCUCCAUUAAGGCGUUGCCUGCCACGUACUAGGGCAAAGCUGACAGAUUAUGAACUGACGUACUUGAGAAAGCUAGCUCAUCCUUUACCUUUUCAUUUUGUACUUGGGAGGAACAGAAGACUUCAAGGUUUAGCUGCUGCUAUAUUGAAAUUAUGGGAAAAAAGUCUAAUUGCAAAGAUUGCUAUAAAGUGGGGCAUUCCAAAUACCAACAAUGAGGAAAUGGCAAACGAGCUAAAGGCAAAACUCACAGGAGGAGUUCUGAUACUACGCAACAAGUUUGUUAUAUUGUUCAGAGGCAAGACUUUCUACCUUUGUGGAGUUGCAGAUUUGGUAUUGGAGAGAGAAAGGGCACUUGGAGGACGCCAACUUUUUGAAGAAGGUGCUCGACUAAAUGCAGUGGAAGCUCUUGAGGUUGCUGAUGAGCCAGUGGUAAGUACUAGCAAUGCUGGAACUUUGUCAGAAUUUCAAGAUAUGCAAACCAAGUUUGGGGACCUGGGAAAAGGAAAUGUGGAAUUUGAACAACAGUUAGCAGCUGAAAAAGAAAAAUUAGAGAGGGAACUGAGGAAAGAAGAACAAAAACUUUUCAUUCUUACAAUCAAGAUGGAGAAAUCAGAGAAAGAGUUAAGUAAGUUGAAUUCUGCUUGGGAACCUUCCGAGAGGGAUGCAGACCAAGAAACACUGACAGAGGAGGAGAGGGAAUGCUUACGGGAAAUAGGACUGAAGAUGAAUAGUAGCUUAGUUCUGGGCAGGCGUGGGGUCUUUGAUGGUGUAAUAGAAGGCGUGCAUCAGCACUGGAAGCAUAGGGAAGUUGUGAAGGUGAUUUCAAUGCAGCGAGCGUUCUCACAGAUUCUUUUUACUGCACAACUGCUUGAGGCAGAGAGUGGUGGAAUUCUGGUUUCAAUAGACAAGCUGAAAGAAGGUCAUGCUAUUAUUAUUUAUCGUGGAAAAAAUUAUGGACGGCCUUCGAAGUUGAUCACUGAGAAUCUUCAUACCAAAAGAGAAGCGUUGAAAAGAUCUCUUGAAAUGCAGAGAUUUGGAUCAUUGAAGUUUUUUGCAUAUCAGAAGCAGCGUGCAAUAUCAGAUUUGAAGCUCAAAUUGGCCAACCUGAAGGGAAGGAUGAAAGAUAAUCUGGAAGAUUCAUGAACAAGAAGCGAAAAGAUGCGCCCUUCCCGUUAAUUAGUGGCAAAUAGUACACAUGCACCCAGGAAGAGUUUCCUGACCUGUCUGUCAUGUGGCAUGAACCUGAGAGCACCUGCACAAUAUGUUGAUUUUUGUUUGAAGCAUAAUUAAGCUUGCCUAUAUGUGCAUCAAUAUUUGGGAUUUGCUUUCUCUUCGGGAACAAGUCAGCAUGCACUUACACGGGCGAUAGAGAAAAAUCAGGGCAGAUUCAUAUUCCAAAGCCGUAGCUGUUGAUUCAGAGACGUUCAGCCCAUGACAUGUUGCAUACUGUGUGAUGAGCGUGAUGGUGAUGUGGGUCCUCGCUGAAUCAAGGACUAGCAUAUGCGCAUGGGAUUUACCGAUUCGGAGGAUACUUUCUAGUGAAAUGGUAAAAUGCCCAAUUGCUUAUGCAUACUGUCAAACAUUACAAGCUUAAUGUCAUGCCAAAUUGAUGAACGGUUAGGACUUUCUUCGAUCUUAACAAGGGAAGUUCAGCUAUGGUGGUUCCGGCACCUAGAAUUCACUGGCUAGUGUGGAAUGCACAAGGCAGUGAGCAAGCUUUGACUUGAAACAUGGAAUCUCCAAUAUGGUAUUAUGCUCCUCAGCAAGAUGGAUCUGCAUUUUAUUGUAAUUGAGACAAAAAUCACAAUUGAUGACAGGAGUUCUUGUAAUCAGGACUUUCUGUAGGGAACUGCAAAUUACCAAUAUAGGACAUGUCUCUCAAUUUCAUUUUUGUUCAGUCAAUUAAUACACCAUCUUUAUGAUACAAAAAGGAUGUAAUACACUUUCACCUAAA